This is a messenger RNA of Exophiala bonariae, 1080 nucleotides long. RefSeq lists its product as uncharacterized. The record is from RefSeq and is a predicted model, not a curated record. The transcript has a single exon. The coding region runs from base 1 to 1080 and encodes 359 amino acids. Lineage: Eukaryota; Fungi; Ascomycota; Eurotiomycetes; Chaetothyriales; Herpotrichiellaceae.
AUGUCGACUUACAGAAACCCUCCGAACUACGCGAACUUGGCCUCUACUCGUUAUGCUGCCGCCCCAAGUGCAACAAAUUCUGGCGGUGGAAUUCUCUGCGCCAAUACGAAUGUCAAACAGAAUCAAGGUUCAGAAGGGAUUAAUCCAGGUGAUUUCAAUCUGCGAAAGGUCGCGCUGGACGACGCGCCAAACGUAGUAUACGAGAUUGAAUGCUACCAGGCACCUGCAACAGGCUUUGUCGAUCAAAGUGGUACAUAUUUUUCUUUUGAACACUGUAUCCAAAAAUGCACAUCUGUUGCAUGCCAAGCGGCACAAUGGGUGCCUACCACCAAACUCUGCAGGCUUGCUACUACGCAGCGGGUAAACACACCCAAUUCGAUGGUAUUCGGGGCUUAUUCAGCUCGUUUGAUCACAACGGCCAAUCCAAAGGUUAUUUCUGGCAGCUACCUACUUCCCAACAAUACAAAUCUUGGACUCUGCCUGGGUCCCUCACCAGGCAAUUAUGACAGGGCUGAAAUCACCGUCUACAGCAGGACCAAUACACUGCGAGACUCCGUCACUUUCCCUGUCACCGGAAGAUAUGACAGCUACCGGGUUGACUGCCUUGGUAAAGCCAUCGGGAUGGGUACCAACCCACAAGACGAGGUCGCUCUCUCCGCAACCUACGGAUUUUACCCCCAGAAUGCUGACGAUUGUGCACGACUCUGUAUCACACAUAGUAUCGCAUCCGCUGACGGGAAUACGAACUCGGCAGUAAACUGUCGAGCUUGGUAUUGGUACGACAACAAUUCCUGCAAGAUGUACGCCACAAAACCAGGAAAUGCAGCAACGGCUGCUUUCAGCUACUCCGGGCUGCUCGCUGCGGGAUGGUCACGAGCAAACAGCGGCCAUGAAUUCACAGCGGCCAAUGUCAACGCGUACAAGCGUUCGCUAGACCCCUUCCGAGACGACACCACUUCGAAGCGUGGAAGGCGCGCACUGAAGAGCAAAGCCUACCACCCAGUUCCAGUUGUCGAUCGGAACCCAGAUUCCAUGGUUCCAGAUGAUAUCAUCCCUUUCAUGUUCCGCGUACGGCAUUAA